UUUUAGCUUCUUUCAUGUAAAAAAUGUUCUGUGCUUAUGAGUUCAAAGCAGAAUUUUGGUUCAUAGCUAAUGGGAACACUAUAAGACAGUAGUGCCCUAAGAGCAAUACUAUGUAAUCUGCCAAGAGAAGUAGGGAGACUCCAAUAGUUUGAGUCAUUUGAAGUUCAAUUGGACAAAGCACUGGAGAAUAUACUGUGUAGCUUCUCGGAGCAGCACAGCCAACUGAAAGGAAUAAGCUAUAAAGUGUGUCAGAGCUUGUUAAUUUCAAAUUGAUAAUACUUUAUUGGUGUGACCAGUUAUACUUUAUACAAGUGUUGGACAGGCACCUGGUGGAUUCCUCUGAGAUCCAACAAUAUGUCUGGUCCCAGCCCUCAAGGUCACAACUGGAGCCAGAAGUCAGAAGACGAGGAGGAUCCCUUGGAUCAAAUGAUCUUGCGCACUGGCUGUGCCACUUUCCAUUAUGCAGUGCAGGAGUGCAUGGCCGAACACCAGGACUGGAGGAAGUGUCAGCAGCAGGUACAGGCCUUCAAGGACUGCAUGAAGGAACAUCAGAAGCAACGAAUGGAGGAACUGCAGAAGAGGCAAAUGUUAGCCCAGGCCAAGAGCUGAUAGAAAAGACUCAAGCUUGAAGCUAAAGAGAUCCAAGAGUCUAACUCAGCCAGAGCGUGGAGAAUUUAACUUCUGAGAAGUAUCCUGCUGAAUCAAAGAGGGAUAAAACCUACUCCCUCUUGGGACUUGGCACGUGUAUUAAGGGGACUGAUCAUAGUAAUCAGGAUGGGGGUGACUUUGCUGAUGAUGUCACUGAAUAUUUUUUAUAGUGGAAAUAUCAAGUAAAAUUUUAUUUUAAAUUUUCUGGUGAAAAAAUAAAUGAAUUCAUUGUUCCUA
Messenger RNA from Gopherus flavomarginatus (Mexican gopher tortoise), 885 nucleotides. Its product is annotated as cytochrome c oxidase assembly factor 4 homolog, mitochondrial. Gene Ontology annotation, cellular component: mitochondrial intermembrane space. The record is from RefSeq and is a predicted model, not a curated record. Lineage: Eukaryota; Metazoa; Chordata; Testudines; Testudinidae. Gene Ontology annotation, biological process: mitochondrial respiratory chain complex IV assembly. The coding region runs from base 355 to 609 and encodes 84 amino acids. The transcript has 3 exons.